AUGGAAUACGAGAGGGAUAUUGUAGACGAGAAGAGGUCGCAGGCGUACGAGUCUAAGUUUGAAAGCGAUGAUGAGGACAAGGUCGAGCAGGCGGUUGGCUCAACCAACUUGUUUGAGAACGGAGAGAUGAAGUUGAUUCCUAUGCCAACACCAGACCCAAAAGAUCCCCUCAAUCUUUCUGAGAAGAGAAAAUGGAUUGCCAUUGGCGUCAUCUCUUUCUUUGGCUCGCUUGCCCUUGCUGCCGAAAUCAUUAUCGGCUCUCUUAUCCCCGUUUUCCUUCUCGAGUACUCUGGUGUUGAUCCACACACCCUGAACACCUUCAACUUCGCUGCGAGUUCUGGCGGCUCCAUCAACUUCAACCCACUCUCCGUGAUUCCUCCAGGCGUUACGCCAGCGCCCAUCGAACAGGUGUCUAUGCUGGCCACAAUCCCGCUGCUGACCAACGGCAUUGCAAGCUACUUCCUCGUGCCCCUUUCCAUUGGCAUCGGUCGGCGACCGGUCAUGUUAUUAAUGGGUGUAUGCGCCUGGGUUGGCGGGCUUUGGGCCGGGCUAAGUAGCUCACUUUACAGCCAUCUGGCAGCUCGAGCUUUGAUGGGGUUGGGAGCCGGUGCUGUCGAAGCGCUGAUCCCGCUGAUCAUCCAGGACAUGAUGUUCAUCCACCAGCGCAACAAAGCAAUGAGCACCAUUGUGAGCAGCCAGGGAAUCAUCAUCAUUAGCCUGGGUAUUGCGGCACCCUAUGUCGCUGCGGUCGGCGAUUGGCGUUGGUUGUACUUCAUUACCAGCGGAGCUGGUAUUGUGGCUUGGAUUUUGAUGAUUGCUUUCCUGCCUGAGACGAGGUGGAAGCGUUCAAAGGAGGAAUUGAGCGGUCAAAAGAUUUACGGCCUCGAACCUGGUGAGAAGCGACCUCGUCUUGAUCCGGACACCUAUGGACCUCGUACAUUCAAGACUACCAUCGGCCUAUUCCAAUAUGGUUUUACUUUCAAGGACGCCGGUCGCUCGAUGUUGGACACUCUGCGGACGACUUUUUUCCCCGCUGUUGUGUGGGCAACCCUCGGGAACAGUGCCUUCGUUAUUAUCAACCAGGCUGCCCAGCAGCUGGGGUCCUUCGCCUUGCUUGCUCAGGGUUGGCAGUUCAAGUAUACGGGCCUGAUUGUCCUGCCUUUCGUGCUGGCUACCGUCAUGGUCUACUUCCUGGGCGGCCCACUUUCGGACAAGGUGUCGCUCACCAUCACCAAAUGGCAUGGCGGUGUUCGAGAGCCCGAGUACCACCUUCCCAAUCUCAUCAUUCCCUUCUUCUCCGGUGUUAUUGGCUGCUUCAUCUUUGGGUAUGCGGCGGAGAAUAACGUCCACUGGGCUGUGAUAAUGGCAGGAUCGUUCUUCAUCAUCUUUGCCUUCUUGACGGUCUUGACGGUCAUCAACGUCUAUAUGGUAGAGAGCUAUCCAAUGUGGGCCGGUCCUGUUUUAGUCAACGUGUCAUCUAUGCGUCUUAUCAUUGCCUUCUUCUUCUCGUCCACCAUCACGACCUGGGUCAUCGAGAAGGGUUUCUUGGGCACAUUCGCGGUUUAUGCCGAGGCUCUCAUUGUGCUGUCACUGGGCAUCCCUGCCCUCUACUUCACGGGCAAGAAGAUCCGAAUCUGGACAGCGGGCAGCGUGGAAAAGGGAACGGUUUUGAAGAAGGUUGACUCGGGUCGAUCGGUUUAG
Messenger RNA from Pseudomassariella vexata, 1701 nucleotides. Its product is annotated as major facilitator superfamily transporter. The coding region runs from base 1 to 1701 and encodes 566 amino acids. NCBI's taxonomy places the organism in Eukaryota, Fungi, Ascomycota, Sordariomycetes, Amphisphaeriales, Pseudomassariaceae. Gene Ontology annotation, biological process: transmembrane transport. Gene Ontology annotation, molecular function: transmembrane transporter activity. The transcript has 7 exons. The record is from RefSeq and is a predicted model, not a curated record.